AUGUUAAACACGACGGUUAUGGAAGGAAACGAUUUCUAUUUUCUCAACAAUAAAACCAAGACUACACCUGUCGAAAAGGAUUACAGAAUAUCCAAUAACGUAUUGGGACUGGGUAUCAAUGGCAAGGUGGUGCAAUGUUUUUCCGUUAAAACCGGUGAAAAGUUUGCGCUUAAGGUUCUCGUGGACUGUCAGAAAGCUAGGAGGGAAAUCGAUCUACACUGGAGGGCUAGCGGUUGCAUAAAUAUAGUCAAUAUAAUUGAUGUAUACGAAAACCAGUACAUGGAAAAGAAAUGUUUGCUGGUUAUCAUGGAAUGCAUGGAAGGUGGUGAAUUAUUUCAACGUAUACAAGAGCACAAUGAUGGGGCCUUUACCGAAAGGGAAGCUGCACAUAUUAUGACGGCUAUUUGUUCAGCAGUCAAGUAUCUUCAUGACCUUAAUAUUGCUCACCGUGACUUAAAGCCUGAAAAUCUCUUGUAUUCUAAGCUAGGUGCUAAUGGCAUUUUAAAAUUAACUGAUUUCGGAUUUGCCAAGGAAGUAUCACAAAAAGCUCCAUUAAAAACUCCAUGCUAUACACCAUAUUAUGUUGCACCGGAAGUUCUAGGUCCAGAAAAGUAUGAUAAAAGUUGCGAUAUAUGGUCAUUAGGUGUAAUCAUGUAUAUAUUAUUGUGUGGAUUUCCACCUUUUUUUAGUAAUCACGGGCAAGCUAUUUCACCUGGCAUGAAAAAUCGAAUUAAAACUGGACAGUUUGACUUUCCUAGUCCUGAAUGGAAUAAUGUAUCUAGUGAUGCUAAAACCCUAAUUUCAAGUAUGUUAUCUGUAGAUCCUUCAGUUCGUCUUACCAUCAAUGAAGUUGUGAAACAUAAAUGGAUUGCAAGCUAUACCGAAGUACCACAAACACCGUUAUAUACUGGAAAAAUGUUGAAAGAGUCCGAAGAUGUGUGGCCCGAAGUACAAGAAGAAAUGACCCGGUCUCUAGCUACAAUGCGUGUGGAUUACGAUCAAGUCAAUAUAAAAUCAUUAAAUACUUCUAACAAUCCAUUAUUAAACAAACGACGGAAAAAAGCUUCAAACAGUACUUAG
Molecule: messenger RNA, 1080 nt
Organism: Macrosiphum euphorbiae (potato aphid)
Lineage: Eukaryota; Metazoa; Arthropoda; Insecta; Hemiptera; Aphididae
Source: the annotation of a GenBank genome assembly